Messenger RNA from Paraglomus brasilianum, 858 nucleotides. Lineage: Eukaryota; Fungi; Glomeromycota; Glomeromycetes; Paraglomerales; Paraglomeraceae. The record is from the annotation of a GenBank genome assembly.
AUGAACAUGCAUAGUGACGAACUCUCAAGCUUAUCCAAUAUUAACCUUACCGCGUAUCAAUCUCCGAUGGCCGCUUUUCUAGAAUUAUCCAACCUGACUUACUUCGAACAAAAGCUUUUGCUCAAUCCGCCUUAUGGUCUUUUUGCUUCUCUCGAAUCACUUCUCGAUCCAAUACGCAAAAAACACACGAGAAAAGAUGCUCCUCCUCCUCGCCCGAGAAAUUCCUGGCUCAUAUUUCGCAGCAAUUUUGAGAGCUUAUUACGCAAUUCCUGUUCGAAUCAGCCACUUACAAUUCAAGAAAUCUCCAAGUUGGCGAGUAAACAUUGGAAAGAACAAUCAAAGGUAGUCAAGCGAUAUUUCAAAGCUCUUUCUAACUUGGCACGUUAUAUACACAAGGGUAAAUAUCCUGGCUACACUUACCGACCAAGAAAGUCGAAACAUAACAGGAAAAAAAAUUGGGAGUUUAAAAAGAUAGAUAAAGAGAGAAUUCUGAGAACUAAAUUUUACAAAAACGAUGCAAGUGGAAAGAGUAAUGAAGAACAGAAGGAAAGUUAUGAAUAUCUUGGCAUUGAAGACGACGGUAGCAACGAAAAUUAUUGGAAUGAAAACAGUAACAAAUUUACAUUUGUUUGCAAUAAUAAUUGGUAUGAUGACAGUCAUACUAACAGUAACCAGACUAGCGUUGAUAAUGCUGCGUUUUUUAACGCACAAUCUCCGGAAGAGUUUAAUUUGGUUAAUGACAUUAAUAUUAACGAAUUAUCUCUUAACCAUAAUUCUGUUUAUUUAUCUACCCUUUGUCCUAUUUCUCAACAACUUUCUCCGUUUUACACGGCUGGUUUAUACCCAUGGUCCUCUUAG